CCCAGCGACCUACAGCCAGCGCUGUCCGCCUGCAGGGGGAGGUGGGCUCUGCGUCCUGCGUCUAUGCAGCGCUUGGCGCAGGGCCUGACAGAGACAGGUUUGCUGAAUAAAUGCAGCAAGCAACCAAUGACUGUGUGAGGGACGCCGGGCACGCAGCCCUCAGUCCCGGCAGAGUCGCCCAGACGCAGACGGUCGCCUUUGAGCUGCGGCGAAUCCCCACCCCGGGGAGGAGACGCCAGCCGCUCCGGAGCCGGUCCAGGCCGUGUUUUGGAAGCUGUGUUUACGUCUCCUCCAUUCCCAUCCUCUCAGCUCCAGCACAGGCGGAAUUAUAACCUGAGCCUCCCGCCUCACAAGACUCCCAGAGCUGCCCGCCCGGAGGGACUUCGCCCCCAGGCCUCGGGCUGGCUGUGAAUGACAAAUCGGAAGUCAGGGCUGCAGGACCGCCGGCUCUCCUGCUUCUUUGCAGCAGAGGAAGGAGGCAGAGGAUGAAAGAUUCUGAAAAUAAAGUGUAAAGAUCUUUCACCUCUGUGAUGGUGUCAACUUGGCUGGAUUGAGGAGUUCCUGAAGCACUGGUGCCUCAUCCCCCGACAUGGAGCCCAGUUAUGGGGGAGGCCUUUUUGACAUGGUGAAGGGAGGCGCGGGGAGGCUCUUCAGUAACCUAAAGGACAACUUGAAAGACACCCUGAAGGACACCUCUUCCCGAGUGAUACAGUCUGUAUCCAGCUACACGAAGGGAGAUUUAGACUUCACUUACGUUACCUCCAGAAUUAUUGUCAUGUCCUUUCCCGUGGACAGUGUCGACAUAGGAUUCAGGAAUCAGGUGGACGACAUCCGAAGUUUUUUGGAUUCCAGACAUCUCGACCACUACACAGUCUACAACCUGUCACCCAAGUCUUACCGGACGGCCAAGUUUCACAGCCGGGUCUCAGAGUGCAGCUGGCCCCUCAGGCAGGCCCCCAGCCUGCACAACCUUUUCGCUGUGUGUCGGAAUAUGUACAACUGGCUGCUGCAGAACCCCAAAAACGUCUGUGUGGUCCACUGCUUGGACGGCCGGGCCGCCUCGUCCAUCCUGGUCGGUGCUAUGUUCAUCUUCUGCAAUCUCUACUGCACCCCUGGGCCUGCCAUUCGGUUGCUGUACGCAAAGAGGCCGGGAAUCGGACUGUCGCCGUCCCACCGGAGGUACCUGGGCUACAUGUGUGACCUCCUGGCAGACAAGCCCUACCACCCUCACUUCAAGCCUCUCACCAUGAAGUCCAUCACCGUCAGUCCUGUCCCCUUCUUUAACAAGCAGAGGACUGGAUGUCGCCCUUACUGCGACGUGCUGAUCGGAGAAACCAAAAUAUACUCGACCUGCACAGAGUUUGAGCGAAUGAAAGAAUAUCGUGUCCAAGAUGGAAAAAUCUUCAUUCCCUUGAACAUCACUGUGCAGGGAGACGUGGUUGUGUCCGUGUUCCACCUGAGGUCCACCAUUGGGAGCCGGCUGCAGGCUAAGGUGACCAACACGCAGAUCUUGCAGCUUCAGUUUCACUCUGGAUUCAUCCCCCUGGACACCACAGUUUUAAAGUUCACCAAGCCUGAGUUAGAUGCGUGUGAUGUCCCAGAGAAGUAUCCCCAGCUGUUUCAAGUCACACUGGAUGUGGAGCUCCAGCCGCAGGACAAGGCGGUGGACCUGACCCCGCCGUGGGAGCACUGCUGCACAAAGGACGUCAGUCCCAGCGUGCUCUUCUCCUCUCACCAGGAGCACCAGGACACGCUGGCCUUGGGAGGACAGGCUGCGGUGGACGCGCCCCCCGACACCCCCAGGCACCCCGGCCAAGGCGGCUUCUUCUCAUCUCUCUGUUGGCAAGAUCAGAAGCCGGAGAAGUCCUGCGAGGAGGACCACGCAGCCCUGGUGAACCAGGAGAGCGAGCAGUCGGACGAUGAGCUCCUGACGCUGUCCAGUCCGCACGGCAGCGCCAACGGUGACCGGCAGCACGGGCCCAAGAGGCCCAGCAAGAAGCAGCAGGAGCCCGUGGUGCCCCCGGCCCCAGAGGAGGUGGACCUGCUGGGCCUCGAGGGCUCCGACGUGAGCCAGAGCUUCUCCCCGCAGGCGCCCCCGCCCACCAACACCGAACUGCUCAGUGACCUGGACCUGUUCGGGGGCACAGGUGCCGCUGGCCCAGCCCCGGCCGGACAGUCGGGGGUGGAGGAUGCGUUCCACCCCAGCGGGGCAGCGUCCGCCCAGUCUACACCGCGCCGCAGCGCCUCCAGCUCCGCCUCGCCCACCCUGCGCGUGGGAGAAGGUGCCACCUUUGACCCAUUUGGAGCCCCUGCUAAGCCAUCUGGCCAAGACUUGCUGGGUUCCUUUCUAAGCACAUCCAGUGCUUCCAGUGACCCCUUCCUUCAGCCCACGAGAAGUCCUUCACCUACUGUUCUUGCGUCUAGCACCCCUGCUGUGAGCAUUCAGCCAGAUGUUUUGGGAGGCUGGGACUGGCACGCUAAACCAGGAGGUUUUGGAAUGGGAAGCAAAUCAGCAGCCACCAGCCCGACAGGCUCCUCACAUGGCACCCCGACCCAUCAGAGCAAGCCCCAGACGCUGGACCCUUUUGCCGACCUCGGGACACUAGGCAGCUCUUCAUUUGCUAGCAAACCUACCACACCAACUGGCCUGGGUGGAGGAUUCCCACCUCUCAGCUCACCACAGAAAGCAUCUCCCCAGCCCAUGGGCAGCGGGUGGCAGCAAGGGGGUGGCUACAGCUGGCAGCAGUCACAGUCUAAGCUGCAGCCCAGCAUGCCACACUCCUCGCCCCAGAACCGGCCCAACUACAACGUGAGCUUCUCCUCCGUGCCCGGGAGCCAGAGCGAACGUGGGAAAGGACCCACUAAUUUGGAAGGGAAACAAAAAGCAGCUGACUUUGAAGACCUCCUUUCUAGUCAGGGCUUCAAUGCUCACAAAGACAAGAAGGGACCUCGAACAAUAGCAGAGAUGAGAAAGGAGGAGAUGGCCAAGGAAAUGGAUCCGGAAAAGUUGAAGAUCCUGGAAUGGAUAGAAGGUAAGGAGAGGAAUAUCAGAGCCCUUCUCUCCACGAUGCACACAGUGCUGUGGGCCGGGGAGACAAAGUGGAAACCCGUGGGCAUGGCGGAUCUGGUGACACCAGAGCAGGUGAAGAAGGUGUAUCGGAAGGCCGUGCUGGUGGUGCACCCGGACAAGGGUUCCGAUGUAAUCCUGACCUACAAGAGUAAGAUGGGGCUGAGAGCUACACAAAGGAAAACUUUCCCCUUGGAAGAUCCAACAGUACCUUUAGCCAGGCGACCGGGCAACCCUAUGAACAAUAUGCAAAGAUGAUUUUUAUGGAGCUCAAUGAUGCCUGGUCUGAAUUUGAAAACCAAGGACAAAAGCCCUUGUAUUAACGUGUGAGCUUUUCUAUCUCAGCUGCAGACCUGUGCUAAUGCUUAGUAUGUAUCACAAUUCCGAGGUUUUCACAGACGAACCAAAAACUCCAGUAAUGUAGUUCCAGUACUAAACUGUUAAGUUACUCAUGGAUUAAUUUCUCAUGGUAAGGAGUGUGGAUGUUUGGUUUCUUGAGGUUCCUUCCAGCCAUAAAAGAGCCAAAGUGUGAGAGGAACUUUUGCAGAGUGACCUUGCAGAGGCCAAGAUUCCCGCCUGCCCUCUGGGGAGCCUGCCCAGCGUGUUACCUGCAGGAGAUGGAAAAUUGAGGCCACCAAAGAUGAAGGGGAGUCACCCAUCUCAUUGUUGGUGAAUGACGUUAAGGAGCCCAAGUCCUGAUAAUACGACUGUCUGAUGGUUUUAAAGGAUGGGUUUUCAUUUUCCUUGGUAAGAUAUAAUUUGAGCGAAGGCUUUGCACAGAUCCUAGGAACACAACCACCAAGUAUUUUUUUUAAUCCCUAUGGCCUGUACCACAAUACUGUAUAUGUUUCUUGGUCAAGAGCACCAGUGAGCGAAACUGGAGUGUCAGGAGGGAUUAGGCUGCCACCAGUUCUUCCCGGAUAAACUGUCCCUUAGUGCAGAUGCUGGCUGAGAACAUAGGAACUCCGAAGUGUAGAAAUUACUUGUGGGCAAGAUGUUGGGCUGCUGCCUUCCUUUCCCCUUAGAAAACUGUGGUUGAGGAAAGAAGAAGUCUUACUACCAGAACAACUUCAAACCCAAUUUGAAUGACACUUCGAAUUUUGCCAUAACGCUUAAUGCUCUUUUGCUUUGCCAAGAAAAUGCCCUUAGCUGGGAGUAGGUUGCAGAAGCAGGGGGCCCAGUUGCAAUGCAUCAGGACCCAAGGCUGGUGCAGACUUGGUGUUCUGUAGGUUUAAUGAGCAGCUGUGGCACAAGGCGAUGGAGAGCUGCUCAGAAGGGGUUGUGCCCGGGCGCGCUGCCCACCUUCGGAUGGACUCAGUGGCUCUGUCAGUAUUUGCUUUAAGGGACCAGGUCCCCCUGCCCCUGUGAAUUUGCACCCCUGGAUUUUUGCAGUGGGCUUUACUGUUUUAAAGGGAGUUGGAGGCCCACAUGAAUGACAUUUACACAGGGACCUUUGUGAAAGCGAAGUAAGCAUGAAACUUUUCCAGACCUCAGCCUGGUUGGAUUUUAGUUCCAUGUUUUGGCUGGUUCUCAUUUCGAGAAAAGCAGUUCAUUCUUCCAUAGUCGAUCUGUUAGUGAGCACAUGCUCAGUGUGGAUAAUAUAUAUUAUAUAUUAUAUAUAUGCACAGAGCAGAUGGGCAGGAGAUUUUCAUGCUGAUCUUUAAAGGUUCAUACUCAAUUUGUGAAAAGCUUUCAAAAGUUGUUUUUAAAAGACAAUCACUUUUUGUUUGCUUUAAUUUUCUUGCAGCAAAUUGUAGAAAAGGCGGCAUGUCAAAAAUAUUUUAGGUUCUAUAUAGAGAUCUCUUUCUUUUUUUUUGGCUACAAAGGUUCAUUAUUUAUUUUAUAUUUUACUGACAAUGUGAAAGUUGCAGAAAAUGUUCUCUUUUUAAAUAUACAGCCGAAACUGUUCAAGGUAACCAGAACAAACUAGGUGUUAUUUAUUAACGUAUUAUAAAAUAAUGUUUGACUCAGUGUGUGCUUGUCUUAUUUAAAACUGGAAUGUGAGACAUGUGGCUGUGACCCAUUGUUUCUUUUCCCAUUCCCAUUUGUAGAUACCGUGUGAACUACAGUAUAUAAUGAUAAUUAAAAGGCACUACGUGGAUGUCAUGUACAUUUUGAAACAAUAGAUCUCUAUUAGCUUCGUAUCAUGUUUGAAUAAUUCAUUAAUGUUCACAAUUUAAAAAAGCAUUAAACCCUCUGUAAUUAGCAAUGAGAAAAAAUCUUACUUAACUUAAAUUUGGGGGUUUCCCUCUACUCUUUUCCAGAUACAUUGUCAUUCUGGAACCUUAUUUAUCUUAAGACUCUUAACUUAUGCAGGCCAACAGGUUUUUUUGCAUUCCUUUUACUUACCUGGUUGUGACAGAACUUGGUGUUGAUCAGAUUCACUGUUUCAUUCAUAUUUAUUGUAAUAUAUUUUUUGUUUUGUAAAUAUGUUAUACACAACAAAAUGUGAUUGGUCUAAAAUAUUUGUAAUGUAUAUUAAAAGGCUCAAAAAUA
Heterocephalus glaber (naked mole-rat) is the source of this 5563-nucleotide messenger RNA. RefSeq names its product DnaJ heat shock protein family (Hsp40) member C6 (gene Dnajc6). NCBI's taxonomy places the organism in Eukaryota, Metazoa, Chordata, Mammalia, Rodentia, Bathyergidae. The record is from RefSeq and is a predicted model, not a curated record. Gene Ontology annotation, molecular function: clathrin binding. Gene Ontology annotation, biological process: clathrin-dependent endocytosis; synaptic vesicle uncoating; dephosphorylation. Gene Ontology annotation, cellular component: intracellular membrane-bounded organelle; postsynaptic density; cytoplasm.